CCAAAGGAGAGCCUGGUCUGAAGGGUCCCACCGGACCACCGGGCCCACGGGGCAUCAGAGGGAUUCCAGGAGCCCAAGGGUCCCCGGGACCACAGGGCGAAUAUGGACGUGAUGGUGCCCCUGGGCCACCGGGGGUUCCGGGACCCCAAGGUCUGACGGGCGCUGUGGGAGCGCAAGGGGUGAAUGGUUCUCGGGGAGAUCUAGGACCUCCAGGGGCUGCUGGCCCCCGGGGACCCCAGGGUCCACAAGGGCUGGAAGGACCAAGCGGACCUCGAGGACCCCGUGGUCAACAGGGUCAACGUGGGGCAGAAGGUUCUCCUGGACCCAAGGGCAACACUGGACCAGCGGGGCCCACAGGGGCCAGGGGCGAUCCAGGAUUUCAGGGGCUGGCGGGGCCAAUGGGAACACAUGGUCCUCAGGGAUCUCCAGGUGACAGAGGGAUCAGGGGCCGUGAUGGAGACACAGGGGACCCAGGACCAAAAGGAGAUAGGGGUUACAGGGGCCUUUCAGGAAUUGUAGGGCCUCAGGGAGAGAGAGGUCCAAGUGGCUACCUAGGCUUUCCUGGAGUUAAAGGUCAUCCGGGUCCCAAAGGGAUGCAGGGUGAACAUGGAGAAGCAGGUCCCCAGGGAAAAAUUGGCAAAGAGGGGCCAAAGGGAACCCGAGGAGCUGAUGGCCGGCCUGGCAAGCCAGGAGCCAGAGGGCCACGGGGUCGCACCGGACAGCGGGGACACGCCGGGUUACCGGGGAUGCCGGGUUUACAGGGCUUGCCUGGGACCCAGGGACCAGAAGGAAAGCCUGGGGCUGCCAGGGGCAGUAGGGAAUCCGGGUAUAAGAGGGCCUAGGGGAUUCCAGGGUUUGGCUGGGGAGCCAGGGCAAGAGGGGCCUCCAGGAGCCCCUGGCUCCCCUGGAAGGCC
This is a messenger RNA of Scleropages formosus (Asian bonytongue), 914 nucleotides long. Its product is annotated as collagen alpha-2(IX) chain-like. The record is from RefSeq and is a predicted model, not a curated record. The transcript is spliced from 18 exons. The coding region runs from base 399 to 842 and encodes 147 amino acids. Gene Ontology annotation, molecular function: extracellular matrix structural constituent conferring tensile strength. NCBI's taxonomy places the organism in Eukaryota, Metazoa, Chordata, Actinopteri, Osteoglossiformes, Osteoglossidae. Gene Ontology annotation, biological process: extracellular matrix organization.